UAGCAACUGGGGCCGAACCGUUAACCGCAGCGGCCGUUGUACUACCGGAGCUUAUCAAGGAGCUGGGGGGGGAUUGUCGUCGGUAACGGGACACCUCCUCUGUCUUGUGAGGCGAAGAGGCACGGGGGCAACACACCAUCGAGUCGGCAAUCCCGCAGUUCCGUGCGGAGAUGCUAAAUAUGUGGAAAGUCAGAGAGCUAGUGGACAAAGCCACUAAUGUGGUGAUGAACUACUCCGAGAUCGAGUCCAAGGUGAGAGAGGCAACUAAUGACGACCCCUGGGGACCCUCCGGACAACUGAUGGGAGAAAUAGCCAAAUCCACCUUUAUGUAUGAGCAGUUCCCAGAGGUGAUGAACAUGCUGUGGACCAGGAUGCUGAAGGACAACAAGAAGAACUGGAGACGAGUGUACAAGGCUUUACUACUGUUGGCCUAUCUGAUCAGGAAUGGGUCUGAAAGAGUCGUCACCAGCGCCAGAGAACACAUCUACGACCUGCGAUCUUUAGAAAACUACCACCUCAUUGAUGAGAGCGGUAAGGAUCAGGGCAUCAAUGUGCGUCAGAAGGUGAAGGAGAUGGUGGAGUUUGUCCAGGACGACGACAGACUGAGAGAGGAAAGGAAGAAAGCCAAGAAGAACAAAGAUAAAUACAUCGGAGUGUCCUGUGACAGUAUGGGAGGAGGAGGAGGAGCUGUAGUAUUAGCAGGAGGAGGAGGAGUAGGCGGAAUUAUCAAGAACUCUAACGAGUUGGAUCGGAGUAAGUGGGAUGAGGACUGGGAUAAGAGCAAAGGAGCUUUCCCCUUCAGCGAGAAGCUCGGAGAGAUCAGUGACAAGAUAGGCAGCACCAUAGACGACACAAUCAACAAGUUCAGGAAGAAGGAACGAGACGACUCACCGGAGAGAAUCAGUGACAACGAGGAGGAUCGAGCAUCGAGGAACGGUAGGCAGGAAACCCUUGAGUUCAAAGACGAGGAGGAAACUGUCACAACGAAGAGCAUUCAGAUCACACAGGCAACAGAAACAACGACGACGACCACGCGGAAACGCAGCGGAGCAACAAGCAACAAGACUCUGGACCUGGGAGCUGCAGCGCACUACACCGGAGACAAGAGCCCAGAGUCAUCACUCAGGCAGUCUUCGAGUGGCGGCCUAGCUGACCUACUAGUGAUUGACCCUUUAUCCAAUCAGAGCACUGCAACAGGUGGCAGUUCAGGCCUCAUUGGUGGAUUUGCUGACUUCUCUUCUCCUGCAGCCUCUGCCAGCCUCCCAAACUCCACAGCUGCUGCCCCAUCCAAUGGAAACGGGGAAUUUGGAGACUGGAAUGCUUUUGGGGCCAAUCAGCCAGCUUCCCCCUCCGGUUCCUCCCAGCCCGUCACUGAUCUGUUCGGCAGCGUCCAGUCCGCCCCCUGCUCCAAACCUGCCACCGUCCCACCUUCUGCAGAGCUCUUUGAUCUGAUGGGGGGAGUGAACCAUCAACUAACCAAUCCACACACAACGCUGAGCGCCUCUCAGAGCAUGACUUUCUCUCUGGGAGGUGCAACACCAGGGGCGUCUGUUGCUAUGCCAACAAUGCCCCUUUCUCGCUCUCAACAGAGCCUGGGAGGCUCUCAGCAGCCCUUUGAUCAGCAGAAGGUUGGUGUUGGAGGUCCAGGAUCGUUAGGCUCUACCUGGUCGGACCCCUCCGUCAACAUCAGCCUGGACUUCCUAUCAGCAGGCCUCAACCCCUCCAAGACACCGCCCACACUCAACAACAUCAUCCAGCAGCAAGGAGUUCCUCCCCUCAACCUGUUGUCCCAGAACUUCGGAGGACUGAACCUCAGCUCCCCGCCUCAGGUGACCCCCAUCAGACCACCAGCCAAUCCUAUGAUGGCCGGCAACGCCAUGGGAAUGCCUGCUAUCUUGUCAUCGAGUCUCCCCCCUUCUAUGACCACAGGGACCAUGGGGAUGGGAGGACUUCCUGUAAACCAAGGCAUGAUGGGAAUGAACAUGAGCAUGAAUCUGGGCAUGGCCGCUCCAGUGAUGAUGGGCGGCAUGGGAGUGCCAGGAGCAGCACACUCCAUCAGCCUGGCCAUGGUUCCUCCCAAACAGGAUGCCUUCGCUAACUUUGGCAGUUUUGGAAAAUGAAGGAGUGCAAAUGUGUGUGACUGAGUGUGUGUGUGUGUCUGUGAGGGUGCAUGUCUGACGUUAUGAGAGUUUGAACCACAGAAGGACUGCUGUACUUGAAGAGAACCUUGCAUGUUUCUCUCGCUGCUUCUGCUGUCUGUGGCGAGCUGGCGACUGCUCAUCAUCCCCCAGCCUGUGACAUGUUGAUGGAGGGCAGAGCACCCACAGGUGCCCCUCAACUGUUUGUGUGAAAUGAUGUCAUACAGAGAGACUUAAAGAGCAGUGAAGGUGUUAACCCACCUUCACUGUUGGCCUAUAGUCAUUACUUACCUGUGGGUGAAAAGGUUCUCCCUCUUUUCCUGUUUCUUGAAUUAACUACAGUAUAUCCCCCUUUAGGACAAAAAUCAGUGCAAACAUUUACAAAGUCUUCAUUUUAGUGAAUCCAUACUCUGGUCCUCCAGCAGAGGGCAGAGUGAGUGUAUGCUUGUUCUUGAGCCUUAUGGAUGAAUUGCAUUUGACUUUCCUCUUUUUGCUCAGUCUUGUAGCAGUUCAGAAUCAUUUCAUGUUCAAUAAACACCAACAGUUUUAUUAAAGUUUUUUGAUGAGUGAAACCUUAACAUGCCCAGAACAAAGGUCCCUAAAAUGUGCAGCUCUUAAUAUUAUAAUGAGCAGUAACUUUCUGGAUGCCUCUGUCUGAUUAAAGUCUUUGUCAGUGUUUUAUUUAGAUUUCUACUAAUGAAAGGUUCCUCCUCUCUUGGCUGCACAAGAUGGGGAAAAUGUGCGAUAAGUGGUAACUUUGUUGAAUAUCGCAAUAAAGAUAUAACAAGGGGAAUUAAACAGAUGUGUCAUCAGUUAUGCCUUUCUGCUGCUUUCAGAAUACUGCUAAAAUUCAACAAAUUGCUUGUGUAAUGAAAAUAAUAUAUAAGAAAUGAUUUCUAACAUUCUUUUAUUAAACAAAUUGCACUGAAUUGAACCGAUUGGCACAAGAAACAAUUAUAAUAGUUACAUGUUCAAGCACAGAUUUGUGCUGGUACUCUUCUACAAAAAUUGAAAUAUCCUUGAGUUCGAUAUCAAAGUCUUCUGUUGUUGACAUUGCGAUAAUGAUAGGAAAACCAUAUAGUGUACAGUUUAUGGAUAGAGGUACAGGAUCAUCUUUUUUUAUUUGAAUAAAAAGGGGACAUGAUCAUUAUCUACAAGACCGAACAUUAUGAUCCUCUACAUUUUUUCCAUAUUUAAGACGGUGGCUCACUUCAGCAUUUUUGGUCAACCUAGCAAUGUACAUUUAAUUAAAAACUGUUUUUGUCAGCAAACUUGGUAGUCUUUUGGUGCAAAGGUUGCCUAUCUGCAACUCACCACAUGUACCAAGAAAUAACUUUCCUUAAAUUUGACAUGGACAUUGGAGGAGUUCAUUCAAUAGCUGAGUUUUAAUGAAUUAUUUUUAAGGUUAGUUGAGAGCAUUCUUAAGGGUUUGCGGGUCUUGAGUGAAGUGUGUGUGAGCAUAGAAUGAGUGUGUGUGACUUUGUGUAUAGUUGUUGCUGUUUGAUGUGUUAACACAGCAGAGCCUCUUGUCAUUUUCUGAGGCACUGCUCUCCAAAUGACCAAAUCUUUAUUUUGUUACUCUCAGAAGGAUGAUUCCAUAGCUAUUAGUUUAAUAUUUGAUUAGUUUCCUUGUAAGCUUUUGUUCAUAUGUGAGAGCUACUAAUAACAUAAUCAUAGUUUAAGGGAAUCAUGUUUUUGUUUCUUUUUGGUAAAGCUCGUUUCAUUUGAUUGUUCUCUAUAUUUUCUGUACUUCAUUCGACAUUAAAUUAAAUUAUAAC
Messenger RNA from Notothenia coriiceps (black rockcod), 3916 nucleotides. Its product is annotated as clathrin interactor 1-like. Gene Ontology annotation, molecular function: clathrin binding; phospholipid binding. Lineage: Eukaryota; Metazoa; Chordata; Actinopteri; Perciformes; Nototheniidae. Gene Ontology annotation, biological process: endocytosis. The record is from RefSeq and is a predicted model, not a curated record. Gene Ontology annotation, cellular component: plasma membrane; clathrin vesicle coat; endosome. The coding region runs from base 171 to 2120 and encodes 649 amino acids. The transcript has 12 exons.